GAAAAUGGAAUGAAUAUUUUGCUAACGAUAAGGAAAGUUAUAAGAAAUAAUUUUUAAUAAGAUUCUGAAGUCUAUUUUAUAUUUAUCUCUGUGGUAACGCUUCCUGUUUCCUUCUGGCAGUUUAAAAAAUUACACUCCUCCAGCACAUCAUUCAGGGAAAUAUGAACAAUUCGUGAGUUCUUAUCAGAUAAAUAAUUUCAAAUGACGCUUAAUUGCAAAAUGACCUGCCGCACCAACGAGUUCUUCUAUAUCACCCUUGUAUUGUUUUUGGCAACGUCCCUUGUCAUUUCAUGUCCACCUACAGGCAGACUGCAUCCUCCAGCUGAAGAAAAAGUUGCAGAAGAGUGCCCUGUAGAUGUGACGAAAUGCUUUCCAUGCAAUAAAGACACGAAUGAAAAAUUGAAUUGCUUUUGCAAAUCAAAAAACAAGACCAUUGAUUUGAUUUGUGACGCAGAGCUGGGGCAGUUGCACCUUUUCAACGGAAGAACUGGAGGACUUCAUUGCCCUGCUGAAUCUGAAUCACAGGCGUGCGUUUAUAAUUGUGGUAAUCAGGCAACUGGACCGUGCGCUUGUGACAAUGGCCGAAAAUGUUUAUCCGCAAUUAGAAAGAAAACUUGCAGAUCAGUUUUGGACAAAAAUCCUAUUUUUCAGCUGGAGAAGGAGGAACCUAUCUCAAACAAUUUUCCAGCAUCAAACUUCACAUUGUGCCAUUCUGAUUUGAAUCGCUGCCACUAUUGCGAUGGAACUAAAAAGGAAUUUUCCUGCUUUUGCCCAGCUUUAAAUAGAGAUAUUCAACUACCCUGUAGCAUUGGUGGAUUUGUAAGCUUGUUUAACCCAACCACUGGACUACCUCACUGUCCAAGCUUGCCACUUUCAUUUGAAUGUGCCGAUUUGAAAUACAGCAAAGAAACUUGGUGCACUGAUUACCUAAAAACUUUUAACCCAUCGCCUACAACAACCACUACAAGUUUAAAAAUUGACAAAACGGAAAACGAAAUAAUUUCUAGUGAGACGCCCAGCUAUUCUAGUAGUGACAACACAGCAACUAUUAUCAUCUGCAUUGUCACUUUGGUGCUUAUUUUAGUUGCUCUUAUAGGUUUCAUUACUUGGUGGAUGCGAAGAAGACGGAGCAGUCAAAUAAUUCAACCUAAUAAUUCAAAGGACGAGAUCGAAAUGGUUGAGAACGACAUGUACACAGAAUUUGCGCCACAGACAAAGCCCUCUGGCGAUGUGAUAAUUGUAAAUGACAUGAAUGGAGCGAAUGGAGCUGUCAAUGGUGGUGACCAAGAGGAAAUGAACAGAGACCAUAACCGGAUAAUUACUUUUUUGUAAGUAAAAACUGCUAAG
Messenger RNA from Neocloeon triangulifer, 1347 nucleotides. RefSeq lists its product as uncharacterized. NCBI's taxonomy places the organism in Eukaryota, Metazoa, Arthropoda, Insecta, Ephemeroptera, Baetidae. The record is from RefSeq and is a predicted model, not a curated record. The coding region runs from base 202 to 1332 and encodes 376 amino acids. The transcript has 7 exons.